Messenger RNA from Leopardus geoffroyi (Geoffroy's cat), 5522 nucleotides. RefSeq names its product G protein-coupled receptor 37 (gene GPR37). The record is from RefSeq and is a predicted model, not a curated record. Gene Ontology annotation, biological process: positive regulation of MAPK cascade; adenylate cyclase-inhibiting G protein-coupled receptor signaling pathway. NCBI's taxonomy places the organism in Eukaryota, Metazoa, Chordata, Mammalia, Carnivora, Felidae. The coding region runs from base 901 to 2742 and encodes 613 amino acids. Gene Ontology annotation, molecular function: prosaposin receptor activity; G protein-coupled peptide receptor activity. Gene Ontology annotation, cellular component: plasma membrane; signaling receptor complex. The transcript is spliced from 2 exons.
CACCACACUCUCCGCCCGGGUAGCGCCCGCUGUCGCCGCCACCAGCUCUUUCGGCCGCCGGCACGGCACCGUCCACCGAGGAGCGGCGCCCGCCCUCCUCACUCCCGCCAUCGACUCCCUUCUCCGCCAGGACGCACCGCCCAGCAGCCGGCGCCGCCCCCUGGUCAACUUUGAGCUGGAGGAGAAGCAACUUUGACAGUGACCACGGGUUUCGCAUCCCGCUUCUCCACGGCAGCCGCGGCCUGGCGAGUCGCUGGGGUUAGGUGGGGCAAGAGUUUCCCGGGCGCGUCUGCGCGGCGUCUGGCUGUUUGCAACCUGUUUCCAGCGAGCCGGGAGCGGGAUUGUGGCUGCCAGUCAUCUGAAGAAGGGGAACUUGUUUUUCUCCCCCUGUAGCGACCUCAGCUUACAACUGGACAAAGCGGUUGAAAGGAUGUAAAAAGGCAGCACAACUGUUACCAACUGGAUAAAGCUGUAUCGAAAGGAUGUAAAUAGGCAGAGCAACUGUUACCAAGAAGGCAACCACCCAAAGGCAGGGAGGAACGUGGGGCUUGGUCCGGGCUUCUCCCGGUAGCAACAUUCAUCAACAGUCAGGUGUUGGUUACAACUUUUCAAGGUCAGCCGUCGGGAGCAGUGACUCCCUCUCUGAACCUUGCGGGGGGGAUACGCAGCGCUCGGGGUGGGUUCGGCCGAGAGAUGCACGGGAAGCCAAACGAGGAAGGAUUGUAGAGGGGGAGGGUUUGUGACCCAAGACCCAUCCCCCAACCUCCCCGUAAUCUCCCGUCCCCCACUGCCGGGGCGGGGGUGAGUAUGUGACAUGUGUCUAACUCUCAGCAGCAACUUAGGCAGCAGGUGUCGGUCCUAACCGGGAGCCGCGGCCGCGGGGAGCGCCCUCACCGAGCCAUGCGGGCCCCGGGCUCGCCUCUCGCCCGCACCUUGCGGCUGCUGCUUCUGCUACUGCUCAAGGUUUCUGCCUCUCCUGCCCUCGGGUCCGCUUCUUCGCCAAGAAACGAAACUUGCCUGGGGGAAAACUGUUCACCUGCACUGAGCCACCGUCGCAGCAGGGACUCUUGGGGACUGGGAAAUUCUGCAGAAGACCUGCUAGCCCGUGCGCUCAGGGAGGAGGAGCAGGGGGCAGCGGUGCGCGCACCGCCCUUUAGGGACAUAAGGGCAGCUCCGGGCGGUGACCCAGGUGCGGGCAGAGGGGCGGAGGCGUUGACCGCAGAACCCUCGGGACCUCCAGCGAGGCCGCCUGGAGCCUGGAGGUGGAAAGGUGUCCGAGGUCAGGAGCCCCCUGGAACUUUGGCGAGAGGGAACCCCCCGGCUCUCCAACUCCUCCUUCAGAUCUCAGAGGAGGAAGAGAAGGGUCCUAGAGGCUCUGGCAUUUCUGGGCACAGCCAGGAGCAGAGUGUGAGGACGGAACCUGGCGCCAGCGACCUUUAUUACUGGCCAAGGAGAGGCGGGAAACUCCAGGGCUCCCACCACGACACCCCACCCAAGACGGUCAAUGGACUGUCUGGGCACGAAAGGAGGACAAUUGCACCCCCUGGCAGGGCGCUGGCCCAGAAUGGGUCCUCGGGCGAAGGGAUCCACGAGCGCGGGGGUCCCCGCCGGGGAAACAGCACAAACCGACGCUUGAGAAUAAAGAACCCCUUCUACCCACUGACCCAGGAGUCCUACGGCGCCUAUGCGGUCAUGUGUUUGUCUGUGGUGAUCUUCGGGACUGGCAUCAUUGGCAACCUGGCGGUGAUGUGCAUCGUGUGUCACAACUACUACAUGAGGAGCAUCUCCAAUUCCCUCUUGGCCAACCUGGCCUUCUGGGACUUUCUCAUCAUCUUCUUCUGCCUUCCGCUUGUCAUCUUUCACGAGCUGACGAAAAAGUGGCUGCUGGAGGACUUCUCUUGUAAGAUUGUGCCCUAUAUCGAGGUGGCUUCCCUCGGAGUCACUACCUUCACCUUAUGUGCUCUGUGUAUAGACCGCUUCCGAGCAGCCACCAACGUGCAGAUGUACUAUGAAAUGAUCGAGAACUGUUCUUCCACAACUGCCAAGCUUGCUGUUAUAUGGGUGGGUGCCCUACUGUUAGCACUUCCAGAAGUCGUUCUCCGCCAGCUGAGUAAGGAGGAUUUGGGGUUUAGUGGCCGAGCUCCCGCGGAACGCUGCGUCAUCAAGGUCUCCCCUGACUUACCGGACACCAUCUACGUUCUAGCCCUUACCUAUGACAGCGCAAGACUCUGGUGGUACUUCGGCUGUUACUUUUGUUUGCCCACACUUUUCACCAUCACCUGCUCUUUAGUGACUGCGAGGAAAAUCCGCAAAGCGGAGAAAGCCUGUACCCGAGGGAAUAAGCGACAGAUUCAGCUGGAAAGCCAGAUGAACUGUACAGUGGUGGCUCUGACCAUUUUGUAUGGGUUUUGCAUUAUUCCUGAAAAUAUCUGCAACAUUGUUACUGCCUACAUGGCUACGGGGGUUUCCCAGCAGACCAUGGACCUGCUUUAUAUCAUCAGCCAGUUCCUUUUGUUCUUUAAGUCCUGUGUCACCCCUGUCCUCCUUUUCUGUCUUUGCAAACCCUUCAGUCGGGCCUUCAUGGAGUGUUGCUGCUGUUGCUGUGAUGAGUGCAUUCAGAAGUCUUCGACAGUGACCAGCGACGACAAUGACAACGAAUACACCACAGAACUCGAACUCUCGCCUUUCAGUACCAUCCGCCGCGAAAUGUCCACUUUCGCUUCUGUUGGAACGCAUUGCUGAAGAACAAGCAGCCUUUUCUUUGGUUAGAUCUAUGUGUUUGAUUUUCAUAUCCUGUCAACAUUUUUACUUCAUAUUUUUCCCUACCGGGGAAAAAUGCAACGAAAGAGAGAAAUAUUAACGACUGUAGAACUGAUUUUGCAAAUUAAUAUUUGUGCUUUGAAAAAAAAUGUUUAUAUUUAGUUAUUUAAGACGUAUGAGAAGGCCAAUAGUUUUAGAUCAUUAUAUCUGGGAUGGUGCUAAUAUUUUAUUUGAAAAAAGUUACUGCACCUUAACUUAAUUAAUUACUAACUUUCUUUUAAAAAUAUAAUCAGUGUAUAUUGAUGAUAGCCAUGCGAUUUUGUAGGUUAUUUUAUGUUUGAGUUGUGAUUGACAGUAUAUUGUAUAUGGUAUUGUGAGAUGAUUUGUAGUUAAGGAGCAUUCACAAAGUAGCACCAAAUAAAUUAUACUUUAUUGUUUAAUGUCAUUGUCAAUCUACUUUUAACCGAGAUUCAAUAAAUCUUUUAAUUGCCUUAAAUACACAAUUACUGGUUCUACGCACAAUUUAAAGUCAGCCUUAUUGCUUUAAAGUUCUAUUUUCCUUUAAGGCAGGUAAUCACUAUGUUCUAAAGCAGUUUUCCUAAUAGUACUAUUUUAUAUGCAUGAUUCAUAUACAACUAUAUUGUAUGUUCAAACAAAAUUGUAUUUUUAAUACUCAGAUACAGAUGUAAAAUUACUUCCAAGUAUUUAUAAAAUGUGAAUAGACAGUAGAGCAGGAAGAAAGUAUCUUUUUUAUCAUUAUUAUUCACCUCUGAACUAGCAUAUAGAGCUAUAGAUUUUCCUGUUAUGAAUUAUGAGCAGAAUCGAGGACUAAAACAUGAUGCACCUGUCAUCUGAUUUCCUCUGAACACUGACCUUUGAAGCACUCUGAAUUCUAACUUUUCUCCACUUAAAAAAUGAACUUGGUUACAUCUGUGUGAUUUAAUUUCUCGAAGUAGAAUGAAAGCACAGUAGUAGGAUAAUAAAAUAUUUAUAUAUCUUGAUUUGAACACUUGAAUAUUCAAAUUUAUUUUGAAUUGAUAUUCCAUAAGCUUCCAACAAAAAACUAAUCCUCUCCAUUUGAAUAUUAGAUUCCCCUCAGGAGUUUAAGCUCUGGCAGUUGUGUAGGAUGACUGCCUGCCACGCAGGACACGUGUCUAAAUCAGGUGGCAGAGACAGCGGCCUAGCAAUAGAUGUAAUGUCUGUCUUCAGACAAAGCAUAGAAGGGAAACCAAUUUGCUGGCCAGAAACCACCCUCUGUUUUGUCAAUUUCUGUACAUUGAGCAUAACCGAGUGGUGACUUCUUUCUUCCAGAUUAUAGCAUGAUGUUAUUUAAAUUGUUAAGCUUUAGUGUUAGAAAAAUUAAAGAUACUUAAUCUAGACCGUUCAUCUUCCAGAUGACACUCAGAUUAACUAAAUGACAAUGUCCAGAAUAUCUCCUUUUCCCUAGUCCAGUACUCUGUGAAGGGAUUUCCACCCACCCCACUGCCCCACUAUCUGUAUUGUAUGGAAUUUGAGGGAUUUGAGAAUGAGAGAAAAAAAAAAAAAAAGAUACCAUUGUCUUCUUAUAGAUCCCUGUAAUAAAUCUUUGGAAAACUUCUUGAGGACACCUAAUUUAGGUUUUGGCUACUGAGAUCAACAAUUGUGAUUUCACAGUGUCUCUCCUGAGACUUAGUCAACUUUAUAAAUCAAGAAAUACUGACUGAGGUGGCUCAGUCAGUUAAGCAUCCGACUCUCGGUUUCAGCUCAGAUCUGGCAGUUCGCGGGAUCGAGCCGUGCGGUGGGCUCUGUGCUGACAGUAAGGAUCCUGCUUGGGAGUCUCUCUCCCUCUGCCCCUCCCCUGCUCAUGUUCUCACUCUCUUUCUCACUCCCUCUUUCUCUCAAAAUAAAUAAGUUUUUAAAAAGAGAGAAAAACUGAGAACAUGAUGUAGAAAAUGUUCUAUGUUAUCACCUAUAGUAAAUAAAAGUAACCAGAGCUUAGUGUCAGAUUUUCAAAAUCAGGCAGGGGUGGCAUGAGAAAGCAGAAAUAAGACAAAUGCGUGUACAAUUAUGGUUAAAGCUGGGACCUGCUAGGGAGGUGUAAAGGUCCAUGAUGGAUCAGAAAAGAGAGAGAGAGCCCACCAGACUGGGAGAGAUCGUGAAAGGCUGUGUAAGAUAACUGGAUGGAUAGUCUGUCAGAAGUUUGAUAAAAGUACUAUGAGGAGUGAACACUCCAGGAGGAGGGAGCUGGUUAAAGAAAGGAAGAGAGAGAAAACUCGUGGGGUACGACUGAAGAAUAAAUGUUUGGUUUGGUCCGGUCUGGUUCCCAUGCUAUGUGUGCAUAGAAGCCUCAUGGAAUAUGCUGAUGAAAAUAUGCACUGAAACCAUAUUAUAAAAGGGUCAUGCUUUGAAAGAUGUUCAGACGGAGUCCUUCAGGAAAUGUGGCUUGUUUUUUGAGCACUGGAAAAACAUUGUCGCAACUCUGUGGUAGGAAGAUCAAUUUGAAGACAAUUUAAAUGAGCUAUUGGGAAGAGUCUGAAAGUGAAAAAACAAUUGGGAAAAUAUUAUACAGGUUGGACUCCAAUGGAGGCAGUUGGGACUCAAAUUUCUUUUUUCCUGGUAUCCUUGACUUUCAGUUGAAACAUAUGCCUUCUUAUUGAAUGCUAUCUCUGUCAAAGUAGAAACUUUGAUAACCACAAUGAAGUCAUCCCAAGGGUGAAGUAGCUUGGAAGUUUUCUCAUGGCCUUGAUCACAGCUUUCUCAUAAGAAUUCCUACAGCAUGCUUU